Molecule: messenger RNA, 3599 nt
Organism: Trifolium pratense (red clover)
Lineage: Eukaryota; Viridiplantae; Streptophyta; Magnoliopsida; Fabales; Fabaceae
Product: nuclear matrix constituent protein 1-like
Exons: 4
Coding region: 52-3270 (1072 amino acids)
Source: RefSeq, a predicted model, not a curated record
GAUUUUAUACUGUGUUUGUAAUUUCUGAGGGUUUCCAGUUUCCACAGUUGAAUGAUGGAUUUUGAGGGUUUUGAUAAGCCAAAUUUUUCUGGUGAUGAUGGGAAUUUUAAGUUUCCAGUUUCAUGUGAAGAUGAGGAUGAUGUUCCUUUGUUACCAAAGUUUUCCCGGAUUUCGUGUUUGGGAGCAUGUAGUAGUAAACAUGAGGCUUCUGGUAUGAAGAAUACUACAGUUUCAGCUAAAAGGCUGUUAGAUAACAACAAUUACUUGCAUAGUUCUGUUAAGAAAUCGAAGGUGUCACCGUACGAUGAUCACAAAAAAAAUGAAGAUGAUAUUCCUUUGUCGGAUUUAAAUAAAAGGCCGGGCAAAUCAACUGAUAAUUGUGUGAAGGAUUUUGUAGUGAAGGAAGGGCAACUCUAUUUGAUGGAGGAAUUGAUUGAAGAGCGCAAGCAAGAGUUCAAGGCUAAAGAGAUAGAACUUAUUCAAGUCAAGGUUAACAUUUCAAAAGAAAUAGAACUCUGUCAAGUCAUUGAUAAGGACCGCGGAAGGAAGGAAGAGGAAGUCAAGGCUCUUUCCCAAAAAAUUGCUGAAUUUACUUUCGAGCUUAAGGCCAGAGAGAAAGACCUUGAUGCAAUGAACAAAUUAAUUGGCGAACAAGCAGAAAAAUUAGACCCUGAAAGGAAGAAUGUUGGUGCUCAAAAGAAGGCAUUUGAGUCAUUGAAGAAACAAUUUGAAGGUCGGAUUAAGGAAUUGAAACAGAAGCAAUGUGAAAAACAAGUGGCGGAGCUUGUGUCAAAGGAGAAGUACUAUGAAGGACGAUUAAAGGAGUUAGAAUCAAAGGAGGAGAAGCUUGAAGAACAAAUUGAGGUGUUUGAAUCAAAGAAGGAGGCACUUGAAGGUCGUAAGAAGGAGCUUGAAUCAAAAGAGAAGCAAGUUGAAAGACGGGAAAUGGAAAUUGAGUCAAAAGAGAGUCAACUUGUUGGCCGAAUGAAGGAGAUUGAAUCAAAAGAGAAAGAAUUUGAAGGCCAGGCAAACGAGCUGGUAUUGAAACAGAAACUUUUUGAAAGCCAAAUGAAGGAACUUGAGUCGAAAGAGAAGCGACUUGUAGGCCGAUUGGAAGAACAUGAAUCCAGUGUGAGGGAAUUUAAAACCCAAGUGGAGGAGCUGGAAUCUAGAAAGAAGAAUUUUGAAAGCCGAAUGAAGGAGCUUGAGUCAAAAGAGAAGCAACAUGAAGGCCGAAUGAAAGUGCUUGAAUCAAAAGAAAGAGAAUAUGAAGGCCAAUUGAAGGAGCUGGAAUCUAAAAAGUAUCAUUUUGAGAGCCAACUCAAGGAGGUAGAAUCAAAAGAUAACCAACUUGUCGGCCAAAUGAAGGAGCUUGAAUCAAAAGAGAGCAAAUUUGAAUGCCAAAUGAAGGAGGUGGAAUUGACAAAGAAGCAAUUUGAAAUCCGAAUGAAGGAGCUUGAGUCAAAAGAGAGAAAAUUUGAAGGCCAACUGAAGGAGCUGGAAUCUCAAACAAAACAUUUAGAAAGCAAGAGGGUGGAGUUCCAAUCAAAAUUGAGGCCAUUGCAAGGACAAAUUAAAGAACUUGAAUCCAAAAAGAAGCGACUUGAUGAACAAGCGAAGGAGCUAGAAUCAAAACAGAAGUUGUUUGAAAGCCAAGUGAAGGAGUUAGAGUCAAAAGAGAACCAACUUGUAGGCCAAAUGAAAGAGUUUGAAUCAAAAGAGAGUCAAUUUGAAGACCAAAUGAAGGAGCAGGUACUGAAACAAAAGCAUUUUGAAAGCCGAAUGAAAGAGCUUGAGUCAAAAGAGAAGCAACAUGAAGGCCGAGUGAAGGAGCAUGAAUCAAAAGCGAGAGACUUUGAAGGCCAAGUGAAGGAGCUGGAAUCUAAACAGAAGUAUUUUGAAAGCCAUAUGAAGGGGCUUGAUUCAAAAGAGGAGCAACAUGAAUUCCGAGUGAAGGAGCAUGCAUCCCAAGCGAGAGAAUUCAAAGGCCAGGUGAAGGAGCUAGAAUCUAAAAAGAAGCAUUUUGAAAGCCAAGUGGAGGAGCUCAAGUCAAAAGAGAGGCAAUUGAAAGGAGAAGUUAUGGAACUGGAGUCUAAAGAGAAGCAAUUUGAUGGUCGGGUGAAGGAGUUAGAAUCAAAAGAGAAUGAAUUUGAAGGCCGGGUGAAGGAGCUAGAAUCAGAAAAGAAGCAUUUCAACAGUCAAGCAAUGGAGCUCGAAUCAAAAGGAAAGCAGUUUGAAGGACAGAUAAAGGAGUUUCAGGCAAAAGAGGAGAAAUUUAAAGUGAAAGUUAAGGAGCUUGAAUCAAAGGAGCUGGAAGUCGAAUGUCAAGUUAAGGAGCUCGAAUCAAAAAAGAAGCUUUUUGAAAGCCAAGUUGAGGAUUUUAAAUUAAAAGAGAAGCAGUUGGAAGGACAACUGAGGGAGCCUGAGUCAAGGAAAAAAUAUAUUAACGAGGAAAAAGAAUCGGUUGCAUCUGAUCAAUUAAGUCGUAUAAUUGGCGGAACAAGUUUGCAGUUGGAUACAAGUAAGAAAAUUGAUGGAGUUGAGUCGCAUUACAAUGGUAGUUUAGUUAAUAUGCUAGACUCACCAGAUCCUCCAAGAGCUGUUUUGGAUAUGAUACAGAACCCCGUUAUUCCACUGUGUAAGAUGGGAGACAAUGUUGUGAUUAUUGAUGAUUGCCACAUCUUUCUGCUAGAACAACUGAUGAGAAUCUCACCAAAUAUUGAACCUUGUGUAAGAGAAGAAGCAUUGAAGCUAGCACUUGAUUUGAAAGCUUACAUGAAAGAAAAUACUGAAAAUUCUUUGGUUGUUCUGGGUUUUCUACUGCUUUUGUCGAUUUAUGGAUUGCUUGAUUCUUUCAAUGAAGAUGAAGUCUUGGAGCUUUUUGCAUUUGUUUCUCAAGACAAGAUAGCUAUUGAGCUGUUUGAGACCCUUGGUUUUACAAAUAAAGUUUCUGAUUUUGUUAAAAAUCUUAUCAUGAGGAAGCAAUUUGUUGCAGCUGUUAGAUUCAGUUGUGCAUAUAGCUUGGCUGACAAGAAUCAAUUAGUUGUUAUGUUGCGAGAACACGUCCAGAGUGCCAAACUAAUUUGUGACAACAGUUGUGAGAAAAUCAGCGCUAUAGAAAUCAAGGAUAAGGCCAAAGAUCAAGAAAUUGCUAGUCUGGGAACUGUUCUACAAUGCAUUUUGGAUUGCGACCUACAAUCUGAGGAUAUGCUGCUUGAUAAGGAUAUUAAAUAUCGCAUUCUUGAGCUAAAAUCAAGUAAAGGUAUUUAGAUUUUGUACCAUAACAACCUAUGUAAAGAAAUGUGGUAAUGGAAGCUUGCUAACAUGACUCUCUGUAUCUUACUCUAUGUAUAAAGUCUAAUUAUUAGGAAUGAAUGAAAACUCAUGAGAUAUGAUUAACAGGGUUAUCUUUAUUUCUUGUGUACCUUUUCUUUCUCAUGUUUUUAUGUCUUUAUUUUUUAGAGGUUUAAAUUAGUUAUUAUGUAGAAAUGUUUAGUUAUUUGGAGUACAUGCCAUAUGUUAUUGAAGUUUUUGAAUGUAUAAAAGCUUAAUUAAUUAUAUCACCAUUUUUUAAAAUGUAGUAGAUCUUUAUAACAAAA